AUGGACAAAAGAAAACUGUUUGAUACAAAGGCUUGGUCUGAGUAUACUGUAGAAUGGGCUGCAGAGGACCCAUAUGGCUUCCUCACGACAGUGAUUUUGGACCUUACUCCACUGUUCCUAGUUAGUGUUGUGCUCUUCUGGAAAUUGGCCAAGAUGAUUGAAGCCAGGGAAAAGGAGCUGAAGAAGAAACAAAAAUGUCAAGAAAAUAUUACAAAAGCCAAAUGA
Chrysochloris asiatica (Cape golden mole) is the source of this 225-nucleotide messenger RNA. RefSeq names its product small integral membrane protein 15-like. The coding region runs from base 1 to 225 and encodes 74 amino acids. The transcript has 2 exons. NCBI's taxonomy places the organism in Eukaryota, Metazoa, Chordata, Mammalia, Afrosoricida, Chrysochloridae. The record is from RefSeq and is a predicted model, not a curated record.